Triplophysa rosa is the source of this 2564-nucleotide messenger RNA. RefSeq names its product G elongation factor, mitochondrial 1 (gene gfm1). Gene Ontology annotation, molecular function: translation elongation factor activity; GTPase activity; GTP binding. Gene Ontology annotation, cellular component: mitochondrion. The transcript has 18 exons. NCBI's taxonomy places the organism in Eukaryota, Metazoa, Chordata, Actinopteri, Cypriniformes, Nemacheilidae. The record is from RefSeq and is a predicted model, not a curated record. The coding region runs from base 96 to 2336 and encodes 746 amino acids. Gene Ontology annotation, biological process: mitochondrial translational elongation.
CUGUAGAAGCGGAAGUUGUUGCUCCAGCAGCCGGUCAGAGCGUGACAUUCAGCUCAUGUGUACGUAACAUCACACGUUUUAGUGUAUCUGUCAGAAUGAGUCUCCUGAGAGCAACAUCAGCUUUAACUCGAAUACACAAACCGACAAACAUCGCGCUUACACAGGUGUUGAUCAGCAGCUGUCGGUCGUGUUCAAAUGGAGUCACACCGAACGAGCGGAUACGGAACAUCGGGGUCUCGGCUCACAUUGACUCCGGGAAGACCACGCUGACAGAGAGAGUUCUCUACUACACAGGCCGGAUAGCAGAGAUGCACGAGGUGAAAGGGAAAGACGGGGUGGGCGCUAUCAUGGACUCUAUGGAGCUGGAGAGACAGAGAGGAAUCACCAUCCAGUCUGCCGCCACAUACACCAGGUGGAAACAUCACAACAUUAACAUCAUCGACACACCAGGUCACGUGGACUUCACCAUUGAAGUGGAGCGAGCUCUGCGCGUGCUGGACGGAGCCGUGCUGGUUCUGUGUGCAGUCGGAGGUGUGCAGUGUCAGACCAUGACUGUGAACCGACAGAUGAAACGCUACAGCGUGCCCUCCCUCACCUUCAUCAAUAAACUGGACCGCAUGGGUGCCAAUCCCAGCCGAGCCCUGCAGCAGCUCAGGACUAAACUCAAUCAUAAUGCCGCCUUUGUCAAUAUUCCCAUCGGUCUGGAGGGAAACCUGCGUGGGAUUGUGGAUCUGAUCCAGGAGCGCAGCAUCUUCUUUGAAGGCCCAUUCGGUCAGAGCAUUCGCUUCGAUGAAAUCCCGGCGGACAUGCGAGCAGAGGCGGCGGACAGGCGUCAGGAGCUGGUGGAGUGUGUGGCUAACGCAGAUGAAAAGCUUGGAGAGAUGUUUCUGGAAGAGAAAGUUCCCAGCGUGGAAGAGCUGAAGGCGGCUGUACGGCGGGCGACGGUACAGCGAGAGUUCACUCCUGUGCUGGUGGGCAGCGCUCUGAAGAAUAAAGGAGUCCAGCCUCUGCUGGACGCUGUGCUGGAAUAUCUGCCAGACCCCAGCGAGGUGAAGAACUAUGCCAUUCUCAACCACCAGGACACAAAUGACGGCACAAAAAUUCAGAUGGACCCGUCCAGAGAUGCUACACAAGCGUUUGUGGGUUUGGCUUUUAAACUGGAGGCGGGUCGAUUCGGUCAGUUGACGUACGUGCGGGUGUAUCAGGGCUGUUUGAAGAAAACUGAAUAUAUCUACAACACCCGCACAGGUAAAAGGGUCCGAGUUCCGAGGCUGGUGAGACUUCACGCCGAUCAGAUGGAGGAUGUCGAGGAGGUGUACGCGGGAGAUAUCUGUGCUCUGUUUGGCAUUGACUGUGCCAGUGGAGAUACAUUCACUGCUCGCAGUAACUCCAACCUCUCCAUGGAAUCUAUUCAUAUUCCCGAUCCUGUCAUCUCCAUGUCCAUGAGACCUUCUAACAAGAAUGACACAGAUAAGUUCUCGAAGGGAAUCAAUCGUUUCACCAGAGAAGACCCCACCUUCAGAGUUCAGUAUGACCCUGAGAGUCAGGAGACCAUCAUCUCCGGCAUGGGAGAACUACACCUGGAGAUCUACUCGCAGAGGAUGGAGAGAGAAUAUAACUGUCCGUGUGUGAUGGGGAAACCAAAGGUGGCUUUCAGAGAGACCGUGACCAAUGCUGUGACGUUUGACUUCACACAUAAGAAGCAGUCGGGUGGCUCCGGGCAGUACGGCAAAGUGACGGGGGUUCUGGAACCGCUAGAUACCAACACUAACACAAAACUGGAGUUUAAGGACCGGACCAUCGGUACAAACAUCCCCAAGCAGUUUAUCCCCGCUGUGGAGAGGGGGUUCAGAGAAGCGUGUGAGAAGGGUCCUCUGACGGGACACAAGAUAUCUGGAGUGCGCUUCGUGCUGGACGAUGGCGCUCAUCACAUGGUGGAUUCCAAUGAAAUCUCUUUCAUUCGUGCAGGAGAGGGCGCUCUCAAACAGGCGAUGGAGAAAGCCAAUGUUGUGAUUUUGGAACCAGUGAUGUCCGUGGAGAUUGUUGCCCCUAAUGAAUUCCAGGGGGCAGUUAUUGCCGGGGUCAAUCGUCGUCAUGGUGUCAUCACAGGACAGGACGGGGCGGAGGGAUACUUCACACUGUAUGCUGAUAUUCCUCUGAAUGACAUGUUUGGAUACUCAACAGAGCUGCGCUCCUGUACAGAGGGUAAAGGCGAGUACACCAUGGACUACAGCAGAUAUCAACCGUGUCUGCCGUCUGUACAGGAGGAACUCAUUAACAUAUACCUGGAGGCAACCGGACAGCUGCCCGCUAAGAAGAACAAAUGGAAGAACUGAACCAUCACAUCGAUCACCAUCCAAGAACAUUUAAAACAUGUCAAUUUAUUUACUGUUACUGAAUUAUUACAAAUAAUUUUUGUAAAUUCAUCUGUUCAAAAGAUUGAGUUCGGUCGUUUAUUGUAAAUGUAUUUGUACAGCAUAUGUUUGCAAGUGUAGUAAUUACGGUAAAAUAUAAAGUAAAAAUGAUGUGCAUAUUUAAAAUGAAUAAAAAAAUCUUUAAGUAUA